UCCUGUAUGUCCAGAUGAGCAGCCUCGUACCUAUCACAUUCUCACACGUGCUUGUGUCAUAGCGGAACUCAAUAAAGCCGUCACGCUCCACUAGCCAAACACAAGACGUAAACACGAAAGGAAUGAGCUUGCCGAAUGGACAGAGAGCAGCAGGUGGUGGGUACAAGAUGAGUGAAUAAAAGGUUUCUUAUACUGCCGAGUGCCGAGGGUUAGCUACAGGGAUUUCGAAAUCAACGUUUUGUUGGGUUUUUUUUUUAGGAUGUGGGGCGUUGUCAUGUGAGGGUCACACGAAUGUAGGUCCCAGCUGUGCCUACACCUCGCUGCUUUACCUCCAACAACCUCUCAACUAUUUGCUUUCCCACGAGAGGAGGCAAAGAAAGUAAAAUCACGUUUGAGCAACAUAAGAAAAAGAACUAAAUAUUACAUCGUGCAGGGCAGAGAUUUGUUUCAAGUAGCCCUAAAAUGUUUUUAUGACUCCAUACAGUUUGAUUGCGUGCGUGUGUUUGUGGGUACAUGCCCACCCAUACAUGUGAUGUCCGCACCUCUGUUCUCACACUACUGGACAGGCUCUGUGUGUUGUUGUAGCAAAUAUUGCUGUAACCACCACGCAGCAUCUUUCAUCUAUUAUUCAUAAUGUGCUGUAAGCCAGUAUUGGAUAUUAACAACCACAUCAAGCAGCUCAUGGGGCUAUGAACCAGGAUGUGUAAAGGACUCGCCAUUUGUACAUGAUGGCGGGCCGUGUCCGUGUGGCGAUUUACAGUCUGUGUUUGUUUACAGAAAUACUGAUUUUGUGUGUUGGUCGGAACAUACACAUGACAAACAUUGCACUGAACAAGAGAUGUGACAUCAGCUCUCGGUAUGUAAGCUCAGGCAAUUGCUCGGCUGCAAUAAAUGGAAACACAAACACCAUCUUUAACAUGAAUAGUAAUCCACCCAACUGCAUCCACACUGCGGUAAACGACCUUUCACCCUUCUGGUGGGUGGAUCUGGGACAGGAGGUCGCCAUCAGUGUCAUCACCAUCUAUGGGCGGAAUGAAUAUAUACACAGAAUGACUUGCGUUAACGUUUCAGUUGAUGGAAACGUCGUCAAAAGAUUCCCCGAUAGUAACGAGUGGAGCAACGAUAAAUAUAGUAUCACAGUUUUUCGUAGAGGACAAGUAGUCAACAUCACCAAAGACUGUGACCUUGAGGAAACGAUGAACAUUUGUGAGGUACAGGUGUGGGUGUGUGACGACGGUUGGUAUGACGACUGCAGUAAGAGUUGUGGUCAGUGUGACAACAACAUGUCAUGUGACAAGGUUAACGGCACCUGUGCAUCCUGUCAGACAGGUUUCCACCCUCCUCUCUGUCAAGAAUGCGCCGACGGUUAUUAUGAAACCACUUGCUCACAGACCUUAGGAAAGUGUGGCAGUAAUUCUGUCUGUAACAAUUCGACAGGCACGUGUACAUCAUGUCAAACAGGAUUCAACUCUCCGCUGUGUAAAGCGGGGAUGUCAUAUGACAAUGACAAAGAGACUGUCAGUGUGGCAGGCCCUGUGGCCGGUGCUGCUGUCGUUUGUGCUGUCGUCUUUUUUAUUAUUGGCGCCAUCUUUGGCUGGUAAGUUAAUAAAUUACAAACAUCACGACUCUAUUUCUCUGGUUUCUUUUU
Messenger RNA from Pomacea canaliculata, 1648 nucleotides. RefSeq names its product multiple epidermal growth factor-like domains protein 10. Gene Ontology annotation, molecular function: scavenger receptor activity. Bases 726 to 1601 code for a protein of 291 amino acids. Lineage: Eukaryota; Metazoa; Mollusca; Gastropoda; Architaenioglossa; Ampullariidae. The record is from RefSeq and is a predicted model, not a curated record. The transcript has 6 exons.